Molecule: messenger RNA, 2846 nt
Organism: Myiozetetes cayanensis
Lineage: Eukaryota; Metazoa; Chordata; Aves; Passeriformes; Tyrannidae
Gene: SLC67A2
Product: major facilitator superfamily domain containing 9
Exons: 6
Coding region: 114-1472 (452 amino acids)
Biological process (GO): transmembrane transport
Molecular function (GO): transmembrane transporter activity
Source: RefSeq, a predicted model, not a curated record
AGAAGGAAACUCAGCGAACGCGGUGAUUACCGCAAACAAAAACACCGGACCGUGCCCCGCCGCCCCCGCUUUCCCGCCGCGCCGCCGGCACUGCGCACGCCCGGCGCGGCCGCAUGGAGGAGGAGGAGGAGGAGGAUGGAGGAGGCCGGGGAGCCGCGGAGGGCCCGGCGCCGUCCGGGCGCUUCGUGCGCUGCCUCUACGUGGUGGGAUUCCUGGAUUUAUUUGGGGUGAGCAUGGUUGUUCCUUUAAUGAAUCUUCAUAUCAAAUCUCUAGGAGCAAGUCAUACAGUGGCUGGAAUAAUAGGAUCUCUCUAUGGUGUUAUGCAACUGUUUUCCAGCACAUUUGUGGGCUGCUGGAGUGAUAUAGUAGGAAGACAGUAUUCCUUGCUUGCUUGUAUUCUUCUCAGUGCACUGGGUUACUUCCUUCUUGGAACAUCCACCACAGUGUUGCUGUUUGCCAUUUCUAGAGUCCCUGUAGGUAUUUUCAAACACACACUGUCUAUCUCUAAAGCCCUGCUUUCUGACCUGGUUUCGGAGAGAGACCGCCCUUUGGUAAUGGGACGCUUCAAUGCAGCCUCUAGUGUGGGCUUCAUUCUGGGGCCUGUGGUUGGUGGCUACCUUGCAGAGUUGGAAGGUGGCUUUUAUCAAACGUCCUUCAUCUGUGCCUCUAUCUUCCUUCUGAAUGGUGGUCUUGUCUGGAUGUUACCCUGGAACGAAGAAAACACUGCCAACCGGGAACAUCAAGACAAGGGAACAAAUAGUUUCUCAGCAAAAGCAAAUCAUGACCUGCACUUGAAAUCAGCAGCUAAUAGAACUGUGACAAACAAUAAUGUUUUCCAGUCUCCAUGGAUCCAAGUUGCAACAGUGUUGAAGAAGAUUAAGGAGAUUGCAUGCUCUAACUUGUGGGAUAUAUUUUUAGUGCGGUUUCUGAUGUCUGUGGCUAUACUGCUGUACUAUAGCAAUUUCACUCUGGCCUUGGAGGAGAGAUUUGGAGUGAAACCCUUGUUCUCUGGAUAUUUAACAAGCUACAGCAGUGCACUUGGAGUCCUGGCUGGUUGUUUGCUCGGACCAAUAACAAGGCUCUAUCAGCACAACACUUACAGAAUUCUGUUGCACUCCAGCACUUUCACCUGCACGCUGAUUCUCCUGUACGCAUCGGCACUGAACAUAUGGAUGGUCAUUUUGUCUUCCACAUUCUUAGCCUUUUCAACUACUAUAGGUCGUACUUGUAUCAUUGAUCUUGAAUUGACCAUUGGUGGGAAUGAGGCCAGUGGCACACUUCUAGGUGUUGGACAGUCUGUGACAUCAGUGGGACGUAUAGUUGCCCCACUCCUUUCCGGAAUUGCGCAGGAGUUCAGUCCUUGUGGCCCUCCAAGUCUAGCUGUUGGACUAGCUUUAGUAGCUAUUCUGAUAAUGAAUGCAAACAAACAAAAAUACUGUAGUCAUGGAAAUGUGAAGUUAAAAAAUCAGUAGGCACAACUUUGGAUUGCACAGAUGUAUCUUCACGUGCCAGGCUUGUACAGUGGUUACAUGAUCUUUUAAGAGGGCACAUUGUGUUCAUGUGGAGGCAAGUAUUUCUGCUGCAGGGAUGUUAACUCUAGAUAAAUGUUAUUCUAACUGGUACCACUAGAACUUGUAAGAGGGACCAAUGUUGCUAUGCUGAUAUAUUGUACUGGCUGUGAUUUUUUUUUUAAAAUGGAUUUUUAACCCUUUGAGGGGGAAAAAGAGUAUCAUGAAAUGCACGAAUCCUGCUUGUAGCUCAUAUUUGAAACAGUCUUUAGAUUGAGAGACUGUUAAAAUACAGAAAGUAAUUCUUAUUAUUUAUUCAAAGGUGAAUAUUUGUUAUUUAAUCAGAAGGAGAAUUUGCAAUAUGCUUGUUGGCCUUAAUUUCUUAUGCUGUGGUCAAUUGCCAUUUGUCUGCUGUGACAGUAGCUCAGUUAACAAGAUGUUCGCUUAUGUGGUUUUUUUGAAGCAUACUUUGUCUACAAAACUUGCUGCACACCAUGAUCAGGCACUUUGGGAUAGUCAUCCAACCCCUGCCGAUUCCUGGUCUUUCCCAGGUAACAGAAUUGGGUAUAUGCUAACUUUGUGUAUUAGAAGACCUAAAGUGGACAAUUUUAUAAUAAUACAAGCCGAUUCAGACUGAAACUGAGGCUGAAUGUGAGUGUUACUGAACUUUGAACUGGUGUUUUCUGUUCAGUAAUAACUUCUACUGCUCAGUUUUGUCAUAAAAUAUUUCUUAAUAUUUCCUGUGCAAUUUUUCAACCUUCAUUUUAAGAAUAAAUUUCCCUCCUAAUUCUUUUGAAUGAGUGUAAAGUUGUGCUGGAGCAAGUAGCAGUAGUUCAUGGAUAUUGAAUAAUGCAUCCUCUCUCAUCUCAGGCAUAAGUGACAUUUCAGUGACAAGAGAAAAAUUUUUGUUUGUAUUUUAGUCAUUGUUUGCAUGGCUUGACUAAUGAGAGGUUACUCUCAGAGCUAUACUGGUAGUUGUAGCACUCUUGUGCUAUUUACUCACCAGUGUUUGUGUUUCAUUUGAAACAUAGGAAAAACGUAUUUUUCACUGAUAAGGUUCCAUAUGCUCUUCUUAAUAAUACUUGAUGAAAGUACGAAGUCAACUAUAUGUAACUCUUGGGUUAAGGGAGGGUUUGGUCAAAAACAGUUUAGUUAUCUUCUUGAACACAUCUGUACAAACACUGUUGCUGCUCCAGGUGAGUCAUAGAUGGUGUUUUGCAUUUUUUAUUUUCAUUUUCUUCUUUACCUUUUCCAGUGCCUGCCAGUGUUCAGAUAUUUGUUGAAAUAUUCCAGUGGCAGCACUAUGGAGAAAAAAAAAUACAUAUAUAUAAAACUGAA